Messenger RNA from Mytilus californianus (California mussel), 2818 nucleotides. RefSeq names its product ankyrin repeat domain-containing protein 50-like. Gene Ontology annotation, molecular function: protein binding. The transcript is spliced from 3 exons. The record is from RefSeq and is a predicted model, not a curated record. Bases 1 to 633 code for a protein of 210 amino acids. NCBI's taxonomy places the organism in Eukaryota, Metazoa, Mollusca, Bivalvia, Mytilida, Mytilidae.
AUGAAUGCUUGUAGAUAUGGACAUACAGAAAUAGUGAGGAUGUUGGUAGAAACAGGAGCAGUUUAUUAUAAAUGUAAGAUUGAUGAUUGGUCACCUGUGAUGCAAGCUUGUAGAUAUGAACAUACCGAAAUUGUAAAGAUGUUGUUAGACACAGGAGCAGAUUUUAAUAAAUGUAGCAUUGAUGGUUGGUCACCUUUAAUGCAAGCUUGUAGAUAUGGACAUACAGAAAUAGUAAAGGUGUUGCUGGACACAGGAGCAGAUUAUAAUACAUGUAACAGUGAUGGUUGGUCACCUGUGAUGACAGCUUGUAUUGAGGGACAUAAAGGAAUAGUAAGGAUGUUGUUAGACAUAGGAGCAGAUUAUAAUAAAUGUAACAAUAAAGACCAGUCAUCCUUUAUAAUUGCAUCUGAAAGAGGUCACAGUGACACAGUUACUGUGAUAAAUGAACAUUCUAGGAAUGAAGAAGCAAGAAAAAAGCGAGAUCGCCCAAAAAGUAGCUACAGCAGAAAGAGGCGACUAGAUUCAAGUGAGUCCGAUGACGAUAUUCCACUUGCCAGACUUAGGGAAAUAAUAAAAGAUAAUGCUUUGAAGAAAAAAAGAAAAGGAAACGGUAGUCCCAGCUGUAGUCAAUAAUAUGUUAAUAAAUAUUGCAAAAUAUUACAGCGGGAAAACGUUCUAAAAGGAAGAUGGAUUUGCAAAUUUUACAUUGGUACAAGUGGCAAAUACUGGAAACUGAGCCCCUUGUACCAUAGCAGUAUCAAGAGCAAGAAGAAAAAAGAGAAUCCUGGUAUGAGGAUGUUCACUUACAGCAAAUUUCGUGUCAUAAGUUUAAUUUAACCACUGCUCAAACACUUCCAUAAGAUAUUAAAGAAAUUAGGAUUUUAUAGGAGUCUUUCAUGAUUUUAGAUAACAAAUUACAGCAAAUUAUCAGUCCAGAUAUGUAAUGAAAUACAAUUUUUUUUUAUGAGGGAAUGUAAUUUAUUUAUAACAAAAUCUCAUAAAGAAAGAAAUUGAUGCUAGCAUGAUGAUAGUUUUUGUUUUGAAUAACCAAUCGUCUUGAUUGAUUCCAGAAAUUUUGAAGGCUCCUUUUCAAGGGAAGAUAUUUUAGCUUAUAUUUUUUUUAUUUGAUUUUUUUUGUUUCUUUAACAAAAAAAGGAAACAAAUACAACGACCCAAUUAUCUUUUUAUUUAUUAUAUUUCUGGUGUAUUUCAUAUGAAGUGCCAUAUUGAUUUUUCAUUUGGCCUUUAUUCUUUGUCACAUUCACCUAGCUAUGAUUUUUCAAUGUACAAUUUUUAUAGAAUUUGUAAUUUUUACACACUCUGUAGCUUGAACAAUGAAUAAGGUAUGAUAAUGCCUCUUUUUGACACCUUAAUUCGAAAGUUAAAAAGUAUUUUAAAUCUACUAAAUAACAAUGCAUCGAAGUUUACAGGACAAUUGUUUGUCGGACACUAGUAGUUAUAUUUUUGAGUUUGUUCUUACGUAUUGACAUUUAAACUUCACACUUCUUGCAUUUAUUGCAAAACAGUAAAAACUGUCGAGAUAGCAUCAUUUUGAGAUCUUUACAUUGAUAUUUUGAUAUUAGCAAGAACGCUCCCCAUAAAGAUAUUUUCCAGAUAUAAAUAUUAUUUAGGGGAAGUAUAAGACAAUCAUCAUACCGAAACGUAGAGUUGCAUGAGACGGAGAAAUUGUUUUGUGAUAUAAGUUUUGAAAACUUGAACAGAAGCUUCCUCAUCGAAGGCCAGUAACUAAAGAAAAUUUAGAUAUGUUUUACCUUUAAACAUUUACUGAUAAAGGGACUUAGAUUUUUGUUUAGUUGACCUUAAGUUAGAUACAGUGACAAAACAUGAGUACCAUAUUUCAAACGUUCAGAGAACUAACGGAAACUUUAACAGAAACGUCUUCAUAAUCAAGAGAUUUGGUUUCAACUUGUUUAACUUUGUCGUUAUUAGAUUUACAAAACACUGACACAUUUGCUUCUUCAAAAUUAUUAGAUCACACAUCUUAAUGUAUUUCCUUUUCUUUUCUAUUUUUUUUUUCUGAUAAGUGGACUUAGUUUUUUAAGUCAAAAUUACACUUUUACAAUGACAGCAGCUGUAGCAGGCAGUCACCUAUUUUAAUCGUUUUAACUUCCAUACUACCUUUUGUUCACUAUUUAUUUUUUUUCUCACAUCAAGCAAUUUAAAAAAUUGUUUGGAAUGUUUUUUUUUAUUAAAGAACUUGUUAUUUAAUAUUUUGAUAAUUUUAUUUGUUGGAAUCAUAUUUGAUUAAGAAGUAUUAUUCUAUUUUUGUCUGCUGUUCAAGACCUUCCAAAAAUAAAAAUUGCCAUGCGUUAUCUGCACUUUUUUGUACAAUGUUUCUCUUAAAUAGGAAAUAACUCUGUAUAUAGUAACGUAUGCAAAUAUCAAUUGGCGUUAAUGGUUGAAAGUUUAGUUUGGUGAUGCAAUAUUCUGAUAUGGAGUUAGUUUUCAUCAUUUGUCACUAGUUUGUGUUACACAGUAAAUUUCGUCCUGACAUUUGUCAUUUAAUUUGUGAUAAAUGUGUCUAAUUCAUGUAAUUGAUGAGAAAUGAUAUGGUUGCAGAACUUUAAUUUAAUUUCUUUUAUGAUUUAACUGUAAGAAGGUAAAUUGACUGAUAUGACACUUAUUUCAAACAAGAAGUUUUUUAUGUGUGAUUUUAAAGACUGUUGUCAGAAAGUAUAGGCAUUUCAUACAUGUAACAUGUAUAUCAAAUUGUACCUUAUGUUCAUAUUUGUAAACAUAACAUUAUUAUAUGACAUACCAUACUAGAUGCUGAUCAUGUUGAUUGGAUUACACUUAA